CAAAGUCUCCAAAAGUAGAGGAAGAUUGAGAUUGGUAAAAGAUAAGCUUUGUCCUUUCUCUUAAUUAAUAGAUCAACACUUUGCUUCUGGGAAUUUUCAAGAAACUUGGAAUACUUGAAAUGGAAUACCAUGGUUUUAAUCAACAGUGGCCAAUUAACUCAUUUGAUGAGCUCAGUGCAAUAUCUAUAGCUGCUUCAUUUGGUGAAAAUUUGCAUGAAUCUUUCAUUUCUCAGCCAAAUUUUGGCCUUAAGAGACCUGCAGAGAUGUCCCAAAAUAUUUAUCAUGAAAGGCCAUUGAAGAAUCCUAAAACUAUUCAGAGCUGGAAUAAUUCCUAUGAAAAUGAUCAUAUUUUGAGCUCCCAUUUGAUCAACUCAAAUAAUUACACUAACCAAGUUGUGAAUGUGAAGCCUAAAGUGGAAAUGACUACUAUGUCAUCCAACAGCAGUAUAACUUUUGCAGCUGAUCAUCAGAAUAUGGUUUCUCAAGAUUCUUUUGCUAAUCAUAAUUACAUGAUUAAGGCUAAUUACCAAGGAGCUAAGAGUACUGUUAGUACAAAUGGGAAACUAACACAAGCUCAAGAUCACAUUAUUGCGGAGAGGAAAAGACGUGAAAAACUCAGCCAAAGAUUCAUUGCUUUAUCUGCUCUUAUUCCUGGACUCAAAAAGAUGGACAAGGCUUCUGUUCUAGGAGAUGCAAUAAAAUACUUGAAACAACUCGAAGAGAAAGUGAAGACACUUGAGGAGCAAACAAAGAAAAAAUCUGUGGAGUCUGUUGUAUUUGUUAAGAAAUAUGAACUUUAUGGAGAUGGUGAAAAUUCUUCUUCAGAUGAAAACUACUCAAGUGGUACUCUACCAAUUGAUGAGCCACUCCCAGAAAUUGAAGCAAGAUUUUCUGAGAGAGAUGUCUUAGUUAGAAUUCACUGUGAGAAAAAGAAAGGAUUGGUUGACAAAACAGUUGCUGAAAUUGAGAAACUUCAUCUAUCAGUCAUCAACACUUGUGCCUUGUCUUUUGGAACUUCUGCUCUUGACAUAACAAUAAUCGCUCAGAUGGAUGAGGAAUUUGCAAUGACAGUCCAGGAUUUUGUCAAGAAUUUGCGUUCAGCUCUCAAAAUGUUUAUGUGAAGGUUGUGAUUCGCCUAUCGCAGUUUCUUUUAAUUAGAGUGUUUGGUACGACGGAAGUUAUUUUCCAUGAAAAUAUUUUCCGGAAUACUGUUAAUUAUCAUUUUCCUGUUUCUUGGAUAUUUAGGCUUGUGAGGUCUACUUCACCCUUUAAAACCAUGUCCAUUUUAAGCUUGUUUGCCGUGGGGUUAAUUAAUUUUAUAGGGAGGAUUUUUUUACUUAUAAUUUUUGCAUGGUUAAUUUUUUAACCAUGUUCAAUUUAUCCAACCUGUCGUAAACAUAGAUGACCCCACGGCUUAGGCUUUUUUCUUUUCUUUAUACAUAUUUUUCCACGAGGAAGGUUGAGAAAUUCAACGAAUACCAAGUGGUCGGAGAAAAAAGUUUUUUUUAGGGGUGAAGAGGCAGACAGGCUUUGUACCAUUAAUUAUUGUAUUUUGUCAAUGUUUUAGAGAUCCUCUUGAAUUAUCUUUUGGAGGGUCUCUUUCGUUGUUAUGUAAUGUUAUUUGGUUUAUGGUUUAGAAUAAAACCACGUUAUUUUCAAUCUCC
Messenger RNA from Nicotiana attenuata, 1664 nucleotides. Its product is annotated as transcription factor bHLH25-like. NCBI's taxonomy places the organism in Eukaryota, Viridiplantae, Streptophyta, Magnoliopsida, Solanales, Solanaceae. Gene Ontology annotation, molecular function: protein dimerization activity. The transcript is spliced from 5 exons. The record is from RefSeq and is a predicted model, not a curated record. Bases 120 to 1121 code for a protein of 333 amino acids.